AUGACAUCCUCUUCCAAUGACAAGUUAUAUAAGGUGAAUAAGUUCUUCCAGACUAUGAAAACCAUCAUGACGCUUCAUCUCCAACAGAUGACAGCUCAUUCUUUGGAGGAUUACAUGCACAUGUUUCAACCAGUCCCAGUAAGUUGUGUAGUUACAUCACAUUUGUCAUUAUACACCUAGAUGAAUAGGGAAAAAGUUAAGAGACAACUGUGUAACAUUUAAUAACAACUGUGUAACAUUUAAUGAGGACUGUGUAACAUUUAAUGACUAAUGAAAAAAGAUAGCUGUUUAAGAUGUUUGUUUUGAUUGACUGAGAGUCAUUAAAGGCUUUAAGAAAAUAUAAUAAAAAUAUUAAAUUAAAAAUAAAAGUAUAAAUAGUUUCCUAUACAGGAAUAAUAGAAUAUUAAUAGAAUAAUGGUGAACCAUAUACUAUAGAGUGAUGUGUAUGUGUGUGUGUGUGUGUGUGUUAUAUAUAUAAAACUAACAUCUUCUUAAGUCAUAAAAGAAUAACAACAACAGAGCUUUCAAUGACAGAAACAUCUUUUUAUUAAAAGGUCAAAGUUUUGUAUUUGGGGUGCUUUUGAGCAAUUGAUGUGAUCUUUGUUGUUGUUUUAGCUUGAACUAAAAAAUGUUCAUAUGAAGAAAAAUGUUAUUUUCCCUGUGAACAGACCAGUACAAAUGUCCUGGAGCACUGUGGGUUUGUUGUUAACCUUUGUCUCAAUAAUGACGGGUCGGACAUUGAUUUUGAACCAAGUUUUGACAACAUAGAAAAAACUCUGUUGAACAUGUUUGAUGAAAUCAUCAAAGCGUCCCUAGCUAUACCUAGGUUGGAGCGACGCAUGUUCCCAGAUUUACAGGUACAUUUGUCCGGUUUGUUUUAAAAUAUGUUUUUGUAUUUUCACAUUCAGUAAAAAUAUGGCGAUGACUGGAAUUUAAAUAUUUAUUCAGCAUAAUUAAUAUCAGGAUUUCAUGAAAAUCUAUUUCAAAAUUCUAAUUCUAGAAAAAAUGGAAACACCUUUAAUAUAGGCUUAGAGUAAAAUCAUUUGAAGCAUGUACAGCUUAAAAAUAUUGCAUCGAGAUAUCAAAAAUAAUUUAACAUGACUCAAAUUUUAAAAGAAAAAUUAAAAUUUUAAAAUAUUUUGUUAUUGACUUGCCAAUGUAUUGGCUGAAACAGAAAAAUACUAUCUUUUGGAAGGAAGUUUAGUUCCUGGAAAAUAGAAUCGUAGAAACCUUGGUUAUUCUUCAGACCCUAUUAAACUCAGUGCCUUUGCUAAUUAGAAGAAACCAAAAGACAAUAUUUAUUAAGUUUAUGUUGUGUUUGAUAUGUACUGUUAUAUGCCGAUGCAUGAGACUGGUCAUUGUGCUUUCAACAGAUUGAGCCUAAAUACUUACAACCGGUG
Lymnaea stagnalis (great pond snail) is the source of this 1400-nucleotide messenger RNA. The record is from the annotation of a GenBank genome assembly. Lineage: Eukaryota; Metazoa; Mollusca; Gastropoda; Lymnaeidae.